Messenger RNA from Schistocerca nitens (vagrant locust), 937 nucleotides. RefSeq names its product ubiquitin carboxyl-terminal hydrolase 32-like. The annotation marks the transcript as partial. Lineage: Eukaryota; Metazoa; Arthropoda; Insecta; Orthoptera; Acrididae. Gene Ontology annotation, molecular function: cysteine-type deubiquitinase activity. Gene Ontology annotation, cellular component: Golgi apparatus. Gene Ontology annotation, biological process: protein deubiquitination. The transcript is spliced from 4 exons. The record is from RefSeq and is a predicted model, not a curated record.
UGACGACAGCCUAGGUUAUGAAUUCCCAUUCGUACUGAAAGCAGUUCAGCGAGAUGGUAUGCAGUGUGCUCUGUGCCCGUGGUACAGAUUUUGCCGCGGCUGUCGCAUACCUUGCUCUGAAGCUGAAUUCAACUUCAGAUGUACACACCUAGCCAUUGAUUGGGAUCCAACAGCUCUACACCUGCGUUAUCAGACAUCCCAGGAAAGGGUUUUUGUGGAACAUGAAAGUGUUCCAUUGACACGGCAACAGCAGUCAGAGCCAAUUGAUCUGGAUUUUUGCUUGGAGGCCUUUACAAAAGAAGAGCAUCUUGGGGAAGAUGAAAAGUAUUAUUGCUCAAAAUGUGGCCAACAUCAGUUGGCAAGCAAAAAGCUUCAAAUAUGGAGGCUACCUCCAAUACUGAUUGUUCAUCUGAAAAGGUUCCAGUUUGUUAAUGGGAAGUGGGUAAAGUCCCAGAAGGUUGUGAAUUUUCCAUUCAGGAAUUUUGAUCCAACAGCCUACCUUGCUUCGGUACCUAAACAGACGGUCAUCAGACACAAAGAACUAAAGGGGGAAUAUGCUGAAAAUGAGCAAAACUCCGAAAAGGAUGACAGUAACAUCGAAUCCAACAUUAUGUCACUGACUGAUGAAUCUGAAGUGCAAAAUCAUGGUGAUAUACUAUCACAUUUAAUUCAGAACCAUAGGGAGAUAGUUGACAACAAUUUAAAUAUAUCAAAACCGAGAUUAGAGGCUGAACUAAAUACUCAUAACAGUGCCAGAGGAAAUGGACACAUUCCCAAUGGCGAUCUGACGCUACCAUUGAAUUCACGUGAAAGACUGGUGUCGACGUCACUCGUCAAAACUCCUGUGGUAGAUUGUGCCCUACAAGAUUUCCACCAACAUCGGCUUGCUGACGGCAGCGACCCAUUUGAUUUGAAGUACAAUUUGUAUGCUGUAGUG